Messenger RNA from Oppiella nova, 1095 nucleotides. NCBI's taxonomy places the organism in Eukaryota, Metazoa, Arthropoda, Arachnida, Sarcoptiformes, Oppiidae. The record is from the annotation of a GenBank genome assembly.
AUGGUGGCAAUGGAUUCACACUGCAUCUUAUCGAUCGUGGAGGGAGGGCUGCACCACUACCAGGGCCCGCACGGUGGGGGCGGCGGCGGUGGUGGUGGUCGGAGACCCGGCACCAGUAUUAGUGAGUGCACCGAAACUCACAGCCCGAUUCACAUGCAGUUACAAGACUCGGACCUCUGGAAGGAGUUCCACCGCAAGACCAAUGAGAUGAUUGUCACCAAAAGCGGACGUCGUAUGUUUCCCGUAAUAAAGCUAAACGUGGAGGGCCUGGAGCCGCGGGCCAUGUACUCCGUGGCCAUAGAGUUCGUGCAGAUCGGUGCCCACCGUUGGAAGUAUAUGAACGGCGAUUGGGUGGCCGGCGGUAAGUCGGAGCCGGCGCCCCAACAGUCGCAGUCGCUGUACAUACACCCGGAGUCCCCCAACUUUGGCGCCCAUUGGAUGCGUGAGUCGGUCUCCUUCUCCAAAGUGAAGCUCACGAACAAGCCGUCGGCACAGGGAGGACAGGUACGCAAAUGUCAGGUUGUGCUCAAUUCGCUGCAUAAAUACGAGCCCCGGGUUCACGUGAUACGAGUGGACAGUCAGGAGGGCUGCGACAAGAUCUUCACAUUCAACUUCUUGGAGACACAAUUCAUUGCAGUCACCGCUUACCAGAAUGAAGAGGUAACUCAACUGAAGAUACGGCACAACCCGUUCGCGAAGGCCUUUCAGGACGCGAGGGAACGACCCAUCAAUGAGAUCAAUAACAAUCAAAUGGGAGAGGGAGGGGGUGGCGGUGUGGGACCGCCUAAUAAAGUAGUCAUCAACGAUAGCCUACACCAUCACCACCACCAUCCACACCACCCCCACCAUCAGGGCUCGCACUCACCGCCAACACCUAACAGCUGGUCCAACAGUCCCUACAAUCAUAGCCAGGGUAUGGGUGCCAAUAUUGGAAGUCCGUUCGGCGGCUCCACAGGAACGGGAGGUUCGGGUAUACAUUGCGAACGGUUGGCAACAUUGAGGUCGCAUCGGGCGAUGCCGUACGGCUUGGAUAGGCCACACAUCAAGAGGUCGCCCUCACCCUACGGUAUGUCAUGUGAAUUGCGGCACAAAUGA